Saprolegnia parasitica CBS 223.65 is the source of this 561-nucleotide messenger RNA. RefSeq lists its product as hypothetical. The record is from RefSeq and is a predicted model, not a curated record. Bases 1 to 408 code for a protein of 135 amino acids. The transcript has a single exon. Lineage: Eukaryota; Oomycota; Saprolegniomycetes; Saprolegniales; Saprolegniaceae.
AUGAGCAGCCGCAGUUCCUGGACAGAUCUUGUCAAGGUUUGGAUCCAACUUGGUCAAUGCCUCCGGGCGUCGGUGGCCUCGGCGCCCGCUGGGACCAGCGACGAGGCGUACGUCGUCAAGAAGCCGACGCCGCCGCCACGCCCGGCCAGCCCGCCGCGCCCGACACAGAGCACACUGCCGCGGUGUCAAGUGCUGACGCGGAAAGGGUCGCCGCCGAGCUUCCACUCGCUCUUGGAUCGAUUUCUGCAGCGACCCAAGUCGCCGAUCCGCCUCCCGCGCGCCUUCUUGAACCGGACCGUGCUCACGGUGGCCGGGAAGCGCGUGCCGUUCACGCGCUGCAUGUCCAAGGUCGCGCGCAGCCAGAUCAAGCCGCUACCGACGAUCGUCGAAAUGUACACGCGGCAUUAGCCAAAACCUAGUUAGUACUUUUGUGUGUAUCGUUAUUUAAGCUGCUGCCACGAUGUGCGUCGUCGAAACUGAGCAAAAGUCGGCUGUCGGCCGUUUUAAUUCAAGCCAAUCACGUGCGAGACCAAAGAUACGCUCGGCCACCAUCGAUGCUUC